AUGGCGGGCGCGAAGCUGCUCUGGAGAGCCGCUCUCGUUGCCGUGGUCGCUCUGGCGGGCAUGGUGUGCGGCGCGAGCGCGCAGCUCCGGCAGAACUACUACGGCAGCAGCUGCCCGAGCGCGGAGUCGACGGUGCGGUCGGUGAUCUCGCAGCACGUGCAGCAGAGCUUCGCCGUGGCGCCCGGCACGCUCCGCCUCUUCUUCCACGACUGCUUCGUGCGGGGAUGCGACGCGUCGGUGAUGCUGAUGGCGUCCAACGGGGACGACGAGAGCCACAGCGGCGCGGACGCCACGCUGUCGCCGGACGCGGUGGAGGCCAUCAACAAGGCCAAGGCAGCCGUGGAGGCGCUCCCGGGGUGCGCCGGCAAGGUCUCCUGCGCCGACAUCCUCGCCAUGGCCGCGCGCGACGUCGUCUCCCUGACCGGCGGUCCGAGCUACGGCGUGGAGCUGGGGCGGCUGGACGGCAGGACGUUCAACAGGGCCAUCGUGAAGCACGUCCUCCCCGGCCCGGGGUUCGACCUCAACCAGCUCAACACUUUGUUCGCCAGCAAUGGCCUCACCCAGUUCGACAUGAUCGCGCUCUCAGGUGCGCACACAAUCGGGGUGACGCACUGCGACAAGUUCGUGCGCCGGAUCUACACCUUCAAGCAGCGCCUCAAGUACAACCCGCCGAUGAACCUCGACUUCCUGCGGUCGCUGCGCAAGGUGUGUCCCAUGAACUACACACCCACGUCGUUCGCGAUGCUGGAUGUCUCCACGCCCAAGACCUUCGACAACACCUACUUCGACAACCUCCGCUACAACAAGGGCGUGCUCGCCUCCGACCAGGUUCUGUUCACCGACCGCCGCUCCCGCCCCACUGUCGAGCGCUUCGCCGCCAAUUCCACCUUCUUCAACGAGGCUUUCGUCGCAGCCAUGGCCAAGCUGGGAAGGAUCGGGGUCAAGACCGGCAGCGACGGCGAGGUGCGCAAGGUGUGCACCGCCGUGAACUAGGACUAGGUAGCAUUGUGUUCGGUCGUGCGUUUGAACGUGCGUGUGAGUGUUAGCUGGGUUACUUGGUAGGUUUGUGACAGGAGGGAGACUACAUGUAAUGCCGCGCAGAUGCAGGGUGUAUUUUGUGCUUCUUCUGUGUGUGUUCAUACGUUUUUGUGGUGGGAUUAUGUUAACCAUUCUUUUGA
Messenger RNA from Lolium rigidum, 1178 nucleotides. Its product is annotated as peroxidase 16-like. The coding region runs from base 1 to 993 and encodes 330 amino acids. Gene Ontology annotation, molecular function: peroxidase activity; heme binding. The transcript has 4 exons. Lineage: Eukaryota; Viridiplantae; Streptophyta; Magnoliopsida; Poales; Poaceae. The record is from RefSeq and is a predicted model, not a curated record. Gene Ontology annotation, biological process: hydrogen peroxide catabolic process; response to oxidative stress.